Molecule: messenger RNA, 1466 nt
Organism: Capsicum annuum
Lineage: Eukaryota; Viridiplantae; Streptophyta; Magnoliopsida; Solanales; Solanaceae
Exons: 4
Coding region: 1-762 (253 amino acids)
Biological process (GO): SCF-dependent proteasomal ubiquitin-dependent protein catabolic process
Molecular function (GO): ubiquitin-protein transferase activity; protein binding
Source: RefSeq, a predicted model, not a curated record
AUGUCGGCGAUGAAGAGGAACAGAUUGAUUUGGAGGAAUGAGUUGUUUCAAUGGAGAAGAAAGUUGAAUCUUUACAAUGGGCAAGAAAAAUGCAAUCCUUACAACGGAGAAGAAAAAUCCCAUCUUUACAGACGCCAUAAAUCUGAUAAAAAAGGGAAGGGCGUUGUGGUGACGGAGCCGGAGAAUAAUAGUGAUAAUAAUGCAGAGGAGCACAUGGAUGUUAAUCAGCCCAUGGCAACUCCCUGUCAAGAGGAAAUCUUGAUGGACAUCCUCAAAAGGUUACCUGUGAGGUCUCUUCUCCGAUUUAAAUGUGUUUCUAAAUAUUGGAAUACAUUGAUCUCCGAUCCUUACUUUAAAGUCGAGCAACUCAGUCAUGCCAAACAUGACAAAAAUUCCCAUAAACUUCUUACCUACGAGUUUUGCCCAAAGGGUAUAUCACCCAUGUACUGUUGUCCGUUAUCAGUGGUCCAACAUAUUAGGGAUUUACAAAAAUUGAUUACCCUACAAACUCUAUACCAUGUGCUUGGGUACUCCAUUGUUGUUGUGAUGGCUUGGUUACCAUCGAGGUUAAUUAUGUUAUUCCUGAUAAACGCUGCAUACUUUUGCUAUGGAACCCCUCCACAGGAGAAUCAACAGUACUUCCAGAUCCAGAAUCUCGAAAGGUCGAAUAUCGUUGUCUGGGAUUGGGUUAUGACUCAACUAUUGGUGACUAUAAGAUCCUUAAUAUCGACGAUGAUGUACCUAGUCAAAUUCUCGCGAUGAAAGAUGGUUGCUGGAGAAAUAUUGAUAAACAUCCUCUUGCCACUUGGAAUUUGUUGGACGAUACGCCUUUUUUGCCAAUGGUUCAUGAGGCGUUUCAUUGGAUCGUUGCUAUUGGAGAAUAUGAUGUUAUAGAAGACAGAAAAUUUUCUUUGGUUUCAUUUAGCAUCUCAAAUGCCGUUGCCAGAGCAAAUAUUGUGCCCGAUGCGCAUCUUCAAAUUUGGUGUUUCAGUAUUGAAUGAAAUGCUGUGUGUUCAUUCUACUUCUGUUUCUGAGUCAGAGGGGGCUUAUAAGUUUUGGGUAAUGAAAGAGUACGGUGUCAAGGAAUCUUGGAAUGUCUUGUUUACUAUCUAUGAUCCCAGGGUUUGCGAGAUGCAACCGAUAUAUUGGUUUGCGGAUGGUAAAUUGCUAUACUUUUUCCGUGAUGUCGUGAGACUGUAUUUAGGACGUCCUGUGGGCCGUUUGUACCAUUUCCUCACAGCGACUAUUUUGGGGGUAUUGCUUUUACAGAAAGCUUGAUCUCUCCAAAGUCACUUAUUUAUUAGUAGUUUCUUAUUUGUGAUCGGGGAACUUUUUCUUUCUUUAAGUUAUCAGGUACAAUCUUGUAAUCUUGCAUAUUGUUUGGAUCAUUGUUAUCCAUCAUUGCAUAAUAAUGUUCUGUUUUGUUGAUUGUUUGGAUAGAUUAAUUAUAUCUUUUGUUUAAUGCC